AUGGGGCUGAUUCUGUCAAAACUUCGCCGUAGAAAAACGACAUCUGAGAUACUCGAACGUCUGGAGGCCAACAUAAAGAGCAUAGAAAGGGAUGGCCAGUACAAGGAACAGACGCACAAGCGCGUCAUCGGCUACGUGAUGGCGUAUUCAGUGGGGCUGUACGUCCUAUUCGCGAUACUAUACUACUACAUGUACGUGGGCAGGAGCCAGCACCUGCUCCAUUCGCUGCUGUACGCGUCCCCCCUCCUCGUGCUGCCAGUGCUAGUAUUUUUCAUACGUGCUACAAUAUCGUGGUAUUACAACUGGUCCUUGACGAAGAACAGAGCGAAACUCAAGAAGAUGAGGGAUGAGAAAAAGAAGAUAUUAGAAGAAGUCAUGAACACUGAAACGUACAAGGUGGCGAAGGAGAUCCUCGACAGAUACGGCAGCCCAGACGAGCAGUCGAACGCGCUCAAGCCACUGCUGCCGGCCAUCGCGGCUCCCGCCAACCCACCAAGCACACCCGCACCAGCCACGCCCAUGCCGUUGAGGCAAAGGCAGCUGGUCUUGCAGUCGGCGACGCCAGUGAAUCGCAACAUGAAUAUGCUGGCUCUCACCAACGCUUCCAACGCUAUAUAUAAGGGGCCUCGACUGAGAUCUGACCAGUUGCCGCGGCCCCUCCUCGACAAUAAUCGCACGGCAUUGGAUAAGGUGGUUGACUAUUUGCUGAAGGACGGGCCCAACCACCGCAUGGCGCUCAUAUGCACGGAGUGUUCCUCGCAUAACGGCAUGGCGAUGGUGGAGGAGUUCGAGUACGUGUCGUACGUGUGUGCGUAUUGCGGGCGGCUGAACGCGGCCCGCAAGCAGCGCCCAGCAGCGCCGCCCCUAAUGCCCGCGCGGCCGAUACUGCCGCGAAGCCCGUCAGGAAACAGCGACGACUCCUCCGCUGAAAGUGCUGGCAGCGACAGCGAGGAAGAAAGAAGAAACAAUGUGUCGAAUAUAGAGACUAUGGAAGUGUCUGAAGGCGAAUCGGAUCGGCCCCCCUCCCAGGCGGAGGAGGAACCGAAAUCCCUCAUGGAGAAGAAAGAAGAC
Iphiclides podalirius (scarce swallowtail) is the source of this 1071-nucleotide messenger RNA. NCBI's taxonomy places the organism in Eukaryota, Metazoa, Arthropoda, Insecta, Lepidoptera, Papilionidae. The record is from the annotation of a GenBank genome assembly.